This is a messenger RNA of Pectinophora gossypiella (pink bollworm), 2125 nucleotides long. It is a transcript of the gene pix, whose product is annotated as protein Pixie. NCBI's taxonomy places the organism in Eukaryota, Metazoa, Arthropoda, Insecta, Lepidoptera, Gelechiidae. The record is from RefSeq and is a predicted model, not a curated record. Bases 95 to 1921 code for a protein of 608 amino acids. The transcript is spliced from 12 exons. Gene Ontology annotation, biological process: translational initiation; translational termination; ribosomal subunit export from nucleus. Gene Ontology annotation, molecular function: ATP binding; ATP hydrolysis activity; iron ion binding.
CAUGAACGUGUCAAGUCCUUUUGACAUUUCAGGGUAAAAGGACACGCGAACGUAGGCAGAGUUUCGCCAACGUUCGCUUUUCUUUUCUUUAGUUAUGUCUCGAAACAAACACCAUGAGGAAACGGACAAGCUUACGCGUAUUGCGAUAGUAAACGCGGACCGUUGCAAGCCGAAAAGAUGCAGGCAGGAGUGCAAGAAAAGCUGCCCAGUGGUGCGUAUGGGCAAGCUGUGUAUCGAGGUGACUCCCAAUGAUAAGAUCGCCACCAUUUCCGAAGAACUAUGCAUCGGCUGCGGUAUAUGUGUCAAGAAAUGUCCGUUUGACGCUAUCACCAUCAUCAAUAUCCCGUCGAACUUGGAGAAGCAUACGACGCAUCGCUACUCGAAGAACUCGUUCAAGCUCCAUCGUCUGCCGAUCCCUCGGCCGGGAGAGGUUCUCGGUCUGGUCGGGCAGAACGGUAUCGGCAAGUCUACCGCGCUCAAGAUCCUCGCGGGCAAACAGAAGCCUAACCUCGGACGUUAUGCUGACCCUCCGGACUGGCAAGAAAUCCUGUCACAUUUCCGCGGCUCUGAGCUGCAGAACUACUUCACCAAGAUUCUGGAAGACAACCUGAAGGCUCUAAUCAAGCCACAAUACGUGGAUCAGAUCCCAAAAGCUGUGAAGGGCACCGUCGGUCAACUGCUGGACAGGAAAGACGAGAUGAAAAACCAGCCCGAAAUAUGCCGCAUGCUUGAUCUUUCGCACAUCCGCGACCGCGAGAUUUCUGCGUUGUCCGGUGGAGAACUGCAGCGCUUCGCCUGCGCCAUGGUGUGCAUCCAGAACGGAGACAUCUUCAUGUUCGACGAGCCCUCGUCUUAUCUGGACGUGAAGCAGCGUCUCAACGCUGCUCGUACUAUUCGCUCGCUCAUACACCCUGACAAGUUCAUCAUCGUCGUGGAACACGACUUGUCGGUGUUGGACUACUUGUCCGACUUCAUCUGCUGCUUGUAUGGCGUGCCUGGUGCAUAUGGCGUAGUAACUAUGCCUUUCUCCGUGCGAGAAGGUAUCAAUAUCUUCCUGGACGGUUUUGUGCCCACUGAAAACAUGAGAUUUAGAACUGAAUCUCUCGUUUUCAAAGUGGCUGAAUCUGCUACUGAAGAGGAGAUCAAAAGAAUGAACCACUACGAGUAUCCAGAAAUGUCGAAGAAAAUGGGUGACUUCUAUCUAAAAGUGAUGCCCGGAGAGUUCUCCGAUUCAGAGAUUCUGGUGCUACUUGGUGAAAACGGCACCGGCAAAACCACAUUCAUCAGAAUGUUGGCCGGCAAUCUAGAAGCUGACGAAGGGUCUGGCCAGUUGCCACAGCUACACAUUAGCUAUAAGCCACAGAAGAUAUCCCCUAAAUCACAAGGACUGGUUCGCAGCCUCCUACAUGAGAAAAUUAGAGAUGCUUAUGUUCACCCACAAUUUAUCACUGAUGUGAUGAAGCCUAUGAAAAUAGAAGAAAUUAUGGAUCAGGAGGUUCAGAACCUGUCUGGAGGUGAAUUGCAACGAGUCGCCUUAGUGCUGUGCCUCGGGAAACCUGCCGACGUCUACCUCAUUGAUGAGCCUUCCGCCUACCUCGAUUCCGAACAACGUCUGGUCGCUGCUAAAGUUAUAAAACGGUUCAUUCUGCAUGCGAAGCGAACAGGGUUCGUAGUCGAGCACGACUUUAUCAUGGCGACAUAUCUCGCGGACCGCGUGAUCGUGUUCGAGGGCACUCCCUCGGCCAACGCCACGGCCCAUGCGCCCCAGUCGCUGCUGAACGGCAUGAACCGGUUCCUUGAACUGCUCGGGAUCACAUUCCGGCGGGAUCCCAACAAUUUCCGGCCAAGGAUCAACAAACAUGCCUCCGUGAAAGACAUAGAGCAGAAACGCGCAGGCCAAUAUUUCUUCCUUGAAGAUUAAGAGAAAAUAGAUGCUUAAAUAACAUUCAAUAUUCCAAGGUUUUAACAUAUUUUAAAUGUAUAUUUAUAUAUAUGUUACAUAUAUAAUAUAUAUAUUAUAUAUCUGAUCAGUUUUGUUUGUCACAAUUAUAGUGAUGGCCUGCCAUGCUGUUAUUUUCCAGUUGCAUGUACUACAGUAAUAAAUCAGUUUUUAUACAAUUACAAA